AUGGGUGGAAAUUUAUCAUCUGAAUUGAAAUCAUCGAAAUACAGAAAGAGAGAAGUUGUCGAUUUGAGAAAGAUGGAAAUCGAUAAACUGCCACCAACCAUUGGAACAUUGUUGUGCAAACAAUUGUUGUUGGCAGAGAACGACUUGACUACACUCCCAGAGGAGAUCGGAAAGUUGGUGAAUGUCGAGGUUUUGGAUGCAUCAAAGAACAGAAUCACAUCGAUCCCAAUCGAAGUCGGACAGAUCAAAUCAUUGAAGGAGUUGUUCCUCAACAACAACAAGUUGUUCUGCACUCCGCUGCCCGCUAAACUCGGUGACUUACGUCAGCUGACCAAGCUCGAUCUCUCUGGUAACCAACUGGACGAACUCCCAGUGGACUUGUCGAAUUUGGAGCAUCUCGAGUAUUUCGAUCUCUCCGAUAACCAGCUCCAGUCGUUCCCGAUGGAGUUUGAACCAGCUCAAGGUGUUGCCAGCCGAGAUCUCUGGAUGGAUCAAGUUGCAGGAGCUCAACGUCUCGCUCAAUCAGCUCAUUACAUUGCCAAACCAGAUCGGUCUGCUCGGUCAACUGUCCACACUCAACGCCAGCUCCAACAAGCUUCAGAUGCUCCCAGAGGAGUUGUCCCACAUGAUCUCACUGACCGACCUCGACCUCAAGGUGAACCCACCUCUCCAAUACGUGCCAUCGCUCGCCAACUUGCGUGCACUCAAGAAGCUCAGCAUCAGAAAUCUACAGAUCUCUCACUUGCCAAUGGGUAUUGGAUUGCUCUCUGA
Heterostelium album PN500 is the source of this 771-nucleotide messenger RNA. RefSeq names its product leucine-rich repeat domain-containing protein. Lineage: Eukaryota; Evosea; Eumycetozoa; Acytosteliales; Acytosteliaceae. Gene Ontology annotation, molecular function: protein binding. The coding region runs from base 1 to 771 and encodes 256 amino acids. The transcript has 2 exons. The record is from RefSeq and is a predicted model, not a curated record.